AUGUCCUCGUACGUGCAACAGGCCAACUCGUCGACGGACUCUUCGCCGAGUCCGUCUCCACCGCCACCGUCGCCGGGCCACGUGGGCUCCCGAUCCGAUCAAGAGAAGGUACGCCGCCGACGUCAUCCUCACGCCUCCCUCCACGCCUGCGCCCGCGUUGUCGCAUCCAUGAGCUGCUUUCGUUCCUCUGCCACCCAAUCCGACGAUCUCCCCGGUCACCCCCCGCCUUCCACCUCCAUGAACAGCACUAAAAGCAUUUUACUCAAGGACCAGGGCACCGACUCGCCGCACCUCCACCAGGUCCCGCGCAAGUCCCCCUUCGGCGCCCUCCUCUCGCGCACCCUCCCCGAGUACAGCGGCAAGUACGACGUCGGCGUGUGCGACAUCGAGGUCCCCGUCGACCGCCAGACCUUUGGCAACUUCAAGCACAAGUCCAUGCCAGACUCGGGCAACGCCGGGCUCGUCAUGGACACCGUCCUCUUCUCGCUCUUCUACCCCUGCGAGAAGCCGGCCAAGCCAACUCCGUCUGUAUGGUUCCCAAGUAUGCGCCAAACUAUUGACGGCUUUCUCAAGAUGGCAAAGCGCACGCCUAACACAUUAUAUCGCCUCAUGACAUACCCUGUGGCCGCCGCUGCCGUCUGGGGCACGACGUUCCCCGCCCACAAAGAAGCCAAGCUGCUCAUCCCUCCCGACGCCUCCAACAAGUGGCCCGUCAUGAUCUUCAGCCACGGCGCCGGCUGCUCCCGCCUCAUGUACUCCGCCUUCUGCGGCGAGAUGGCCAGCAGGGGCUACGUCGUCGCCGCUAUCGAGCACCGCGACGGCACCUCGCCCUCGUCCAAGAUCACCUCCGCGGACGGCACGACCAAGGUCCUCGACUGGCUCGAGUGGUCCGACCUCGAGUGGCCGGACCUCCCCGCGGACGACCAGCCGAAGGACGAUACGCGCCUGCGGCACGAGCAGAUCAAGCUGCGGUGCGCCGAGGUGCGGGAGGCGCUGGAUAUUUUGGCGAGGUUGAGCAAGGGCGAGGAUGUGUUGCGCACGUCGUUGCAUGCCCCGGAUUUUGACUGGAAGAGGUGGGAGUAUGUGGACUGCGAGAAGCCGGUGAUGGUGGGGCAUUCGCUGGGCGGGAGUGUGGGCCUCGCGGCCUCGUCGCAGGGUAUGCCCUUCAGGGCUGUUAUUGUCUUUGAUCCUGCCACACAGCGCCUCGACCCGUGGCGAUCCAACAUUCCACACCCUCUCCUAGUCGUCAACUCAGAAGAGUUUGCCGUAGGGAACGAGUACGCGAUCUUCGCCGAGCAAAUAGCCGGAACGGCGGAGCGCGAACACGAUGACCACCAGCAGCCCGCGGUCUUUACCAUCCCCGGCGCCACGCACCCGUCCUUCAGCGACGUCUUCCUGAUCCUCCCAGAGUACAUCAACAAGCUCACCGGCCUGCGCGUGCAGGCGAGCAAGGUGCUCGAGCUCGCCGUCGGCGCGACCGAGGACUUUUUGAACGGCCUCACGCAGAAGAUCAUCGACCGCUCGGUGCGGUACGACGGGGAUGGGAGCCAUGCGCAGCUCAAGGUCGAGGGGCGGCCGGCGAAUGGCAAUGGGAAUGGGAACGGUGAUGGGGACGCAAAGGGGAAGGAGAUGGAUAAGGGGGAUGAGGUGCAGGUGAGAGAAGGCGAGGUUGAUGCGGAAGGAGAUGGGGACGGCAAUGGGGAGGGGGCCGAGGACGGGGAUAACUGUGCGAGGGUGCCGAAGCCGCAGAGGCCGGUUGGAGAGCCGGGACAGCUCGUUUGGAACCCUUUCUGAUGAUGUGGACUUACGGCAGAAUAUCUGGUGUACUAUGUUGUUAUAACCUUUUGCUAAUGACCUGUAUGAACUUCAUGAUCUCGAGAUGAAGAAUAGUGUUGUAGAUACCUUUUUCCCGGUAGUGGCCCGUUUAUGCUUAUGCACAAUGGGCGCAGACUUAGUUCUCUC
This is a messenger RNA of Gloeophyllum trabeum ATCC 11539, 1962 nucleotides long. Its product is annotated as alpha/beta-hydrolase. Lineage: Eukaryota; Fungi; Basidiomycota; Agaricomycetes; Gloeophyllales; Gloeophyllaceae. The record is from RefSeq and is a predicted model, not a curated record. The coding region runs from base 1 to 1794 and encodes 597 amino acids. Gene Ontology annotation, molecular function: 1-alkyl-2-acetylglycerophosphocholine esterase activity. The transcript is spliced from 6 exons.